This is a messenger RNA of Elephantulus edwardii (Cape elephant shrew), 669 nucleotides long. Its product is annotated as m7GpppX diphosphatase-like. The record is from RefSeq and is a predicted model, not a curated record. NCBI's taxonomy places the organism in Eukaryota, Metazoa, Chordata, Mammalia, Macroscelidea, Macroscelididae. The transcript has 2 exons. Gene Ontology annotation, biological process: deadenylation-dependent decapping of nuclear-transcribed mRNA. Gene Ontology annotation, molecular function: RNA 7-methylguanosine cap binding; hydrolase activity. Bases 1 to 669 code for a protein of 222 amino acids. Gene Ontology annotation, cellular component: P-body; nucleus.
AUGGCGGCUCUGUCUGUUCAGCCUCUCAAGAGAAAGCGUAAUGAGAAUGCGGACAAGAUAGAAACUCCUAGCACGGAAGAACAAGAAGCAGGUGAGCUCCAGUUAUUCCGAGAGACAGAAGAAGAUUACAGGACCAUCACAUUGCCCUAUCUGCAGUCCCAAAGCCUCAGCAUCCAGUGGGUGUAUAACAUUCUUGAGAAGAAGUCUGAAGCUGACCGUAUUAUUUUCGAGAACCCAGAUCCCUCUCAUGGCUUUAUCCUCAUUCCUGACCUCAAGUGGAAUCAGCAACAGCUUGAUGAUCUGUAUCUGAUUGCCAUCUGCCACCGCCGGGAUGUCAGGUCACUGCGAGACCUUACUUCGGAACAUCUGCCUCUGCUCAAGAACAUCCUCUUAGAGGGACAGGAAGCCAUUCUGCAGCGCUACCAGCUGAAGGGGAGCUGCCUCCGGGUGUACCUGCACUACCUGCCUUCCUACUUUCACCUGCACGUGCACUUCACUGCCCUGGGCUUCGAGGCCCCAGGCUCUGGGGUGGAGCGUGCACACCUGUUGGCAGAUGUCAUUGAAAAUCUGGAAUGUGACUCAAAGUACUAUCAGCAUCGCUCUCUGCCCAUUGCCCUUAGGACUGAUGACCCCCUGUUCCAGCUCUUCCAAGGGGGCAAGAAAGGUUGA